Messenger RNA from Aedes aegypti (yellow fever mosquito), 1732 nucleotides. Its product is annotated as probable cytochrome P450 304a1. The coding region runs from base 87 to 1634 and encodes 515 amino acids. NCBI's taxonomy places the organism in Eukaryota, Metazoa, Arthropoda, Insecta, Diptera, Culicidae. The record is from RefSeq and is a predicted model, not a curated record. The transcript is spliced from 3 exons. Gene Ontology annotation, molecular function: iron ion binding; heme binding; oxidoreductase activity, acting on paired donors, with incorporation or reduction of molecular oxygen.
GGUAUAUAACGAAGCCGCUGGCCGCUAAACAGGUUUAGUUUCUUAUCGUACCGCGUAUGUGAUUUACUCUCGAGAGUGUCCAAAAGAUGCUGUUGAAUCCGAGUGCCAUCCUAUGGACCGUGGCCGCUGGGCUGCUCAUAUAUCGAUGCUUCCGAUUCAUGUUCGACCGACCGCCAAACUUUCCCAGCGGACCUCCGAGGUUUCCCCUGCUCGGAAGCUAUCUGGUCCUGUUGAUGGUGAACUAUCGACACUUGCACAGGGCUGCGGUGCGGCUGGGUCAGUUCUACCGGACCAAGAUCCUCGGCAUCUAUCUGGGGGAUUUUCCCUCGAUUGUGGUGAACGAUUUGGCCAUCGCCAAGGAAGUACUUGCCCGGUCGGAAUUCGAUGGCCGAUCGGAUCUGUUUCUGGCCAGGAUGAGGGAGAGGAACUUCCAACGGAGGGGCAUAUUUUUCACGGAUGGACCCCACUGGAAGGAGCAGCGACGCUUUGUGCUGAGGCAUUUGAGGGAUUACGGUUUCGGCAGGCGGUUCGAUGAGUUGGAAGCGGAGACUAGGAGCGAGUUGAUGACGCUGCUGGAUGUGUUGCGAUAUGGGCCAAAGUUCGAGCAUGAGCGGUUAUUUGCGAAGGAUGGUUGCGUGAAGUGUCCGGAUGCAUUCUACGGGUUGCUGGGCAACGUCUACUUCCAAGUGAUCUGCGGGGAACGCUUCCAGAGGAAAGAUAUGGCGCAGUUGUAUGAAACCGGCCGCCACGCGAUCAACUUCCAGCAGAAGGGCGACGACUACGGUACCAUUCUGAGCUAUCUGCCCUGGCUGAAAGACUACUUCCCGGAAGCGACCAACUAUCGGAUUCUCCGGGAGGUGAACAACCGGCUGAACGACCUGAUAGAAGCAAUGGUCCAGAAAUACCUGGCCUCAUACGACGAGAACCAUAUGCGGUGCUUCCUGGAUCGGUACAUCUACGAGAUGAAACAGAGCAAACCGCUGGAAGGGGAUGCCUUCACUUUUCAAUAUGACCAGUUGGUGAUGAUCCUGUGGGACAUGCUUCUGCCCACCCUUUCCGGUUCGGCCAUCCAGCUAUCGAUGCUUCUGGAACGGUUACUCCUCAAUCCUCGAGUGGCCACCAAAGUCCAACAGGAACUGGACGGAGUCGUCGGACACGGGCGGCUUCCCACUCUGGACGACCGCGUAAAUCUUCCCUACGCCGAGGCAACUCUACGGGAAGCCCUCCGGAUCGAUACCCUCGUUCCGUCCGGAAUUUCCCACGUGGCCCUCGAGGACACCAAGCUAUGCGGGUAUGAUAUCCCGAAGGGUUGUUUCGUCAUGCUCAGCUUAGAUGUGAUCAAUAACCAGCGGGAGUUUUGGGGCGAUCCGGAGAACUUCCGGCCGGAGCGCUUCCUGGACGAGAGUGGCAAACUGUCGCUCAAAAAGGACAUCUCCGUUCCAUUUGGGGGUGGGAAACGACUUUGCGUUGGGGAAACUUUCUCCCGGAAUACUCUGUUUCUGAUGUUUACCGCUUUGAUGCAAAACUUCAACAUUAAGCCAAGACCGGGCGAUCCCCUGCCGGACCUGGGCCAGAGGAUAACCGGGGUGGUCACAUCGAUGGAACCCUUUUGGCUCCGGUUCGAGGCGAGAUAGGGAGCGGAAAUUAUGCCGGUAGUUGUAAGGAUUUUAAACCAAGAAUAUAAGUGCCAGUCAGAGACUUACCUAAGAAUAAAUGUUGAUCUGUUAUCGUC